AUCACAGCGAAGCCAUUUUGUCCUGAACGGCUCCGCCAGCGCAUUCUUCACCAAACCGGAAUAACAUAGAGCUGACAGUUCGAACCACAGCUACAGACACAGCGACAGACCGGGGGUUUGUAGAUACACCACCCCUCAUUCAGUCCAGAACAAUUCGACGUCUCUCGGUCUCACCACAGGCGGAACCGUGUCGUUUUCGCGGACUAAAGGGAGACUUUAAGCGGGACGGAAGGGAAGAGAACCAGGCAUCCGGUUAGACGCGCUGGCUCACCGGGCUGGAGUCCAACUUGAGCCGGACACUUUCAGCUCUCCUCGUCGGGAUGCGUGUUGGACUUGUUUUUAACAAUAUUAACCACUCUUUUUAAAGAUUAUGUGUUAUCUAGGAAUAGUUUAGGCUCGGGGUUGUUUUUGUUAGUAUUUGUGUAGUAGAAGAAAGCUGGAGCACUAAUUCAAGCUUAGAUGUGAUUUAUCUACUCAGCUGGCUGGGAUGAUAGUUUAGGUUGUCGUUUAGAUAAGUCGCCUAAAUAGAUUGGUUACAUAAUACGUUUGUCUUGUUACCGGUAUUGUUACAUUUUUGAGUUAAUCCAGCUUUCUUACCGUCUCUUUGCCAAGUCUCUCAUAGGGUUUGGUUUGUACGUCUAUGCAUAUUUUCUCAAGCAAACCUGUCAGAGUUCUUGACUGGUUAGGUCUUGGUGCCAGUGUAAUAGUAGGUUUAUAAAGGCAGGAAAACCACAGAACAGAUUUGCCUAUCUAAUCUCGAGCUAGUCUGUCCGUGCUUCCCAUAUCCAGUUUUCUUUUAAAAGGUCUGUAUUGUUGAGGCUCAAGCUGGCUGACAGGUGAUAUUUUCUCCCUGAAUCCUCUGAGCUGGCCUGACUGAUAGCUAUGACAUUUUCCAACAGUUGUUUUGUAUCUUCAGACUUCAAUGCUACCAGUAUCUGCUCUUGGUGCCAAUGUUGUAUGAGUAAUAUUAGCUAACAAAAGCUCAGUUCGCCCCUCCAGAUUAGUUACGGCAUAUCUAGUUGUGACAUUUUUACUAGUUAGGUCAAGUUUUCCUUCCUUUUUUUGCUACAAGUGUAUGAAUUAGUGCCAGUUGACUUGGUGGCUGGUUCGAAACGUAUCAAACUCAACAGUUUGUAUCGAGUGUAUUUUUGUAAAACGCUUAUACUAGAUACUUAGUGGAAAGACACACCUUUGCAGUGAGACCAAGUCAAGUUUAGUGGUCAUUUUUCGUAUCUCAGAACUGAAUAAAAAUGUCAGGACAGUCCAUCACAGAUCGCAUCGCAGCGGCCCAGCACAGCAUGACUGGAUCAGCCAUCAGCAAAGCCGUCUGCAAGGCCACAACGCAUGAAGUCAGUGGACCCAAAAAGAAACACCUUGAUUACUUGAUCCACUGCACCAACGAGAUGAAUGUGAACGUGCCCCAGCUGGCCGACACUCUCUUUGAAAGAACCACCAACAGCAGCUGGGUUGUGGUCUUCAAAGCGCUCAUCACCACACACCACCUAAUGAUGUAUGGAAAUGAGCGUUUCAUUCAGUAUCUGGCCUCAAGAAACACGCUCUUCAAUCUGAACAAUUUCCUUGAUAAGGGUGCAUUGCAAGGCUAUGACAUGUCCACGUUCAUCAGGCGGUACAGCAGAUAUCUAAAUGAAAAAGCCCUUUCCUAUAGGCUGGUGGCUGUGGACUUUACCAAGAUGAAGAGAGGUAUUGAUGGAGUCAUGCGCACCAUGAACACAGAGAAGCUGAUCAAAACGUUGCCUAUCAUUCAAAACCAGCUGGACGCGCUGCUGGAUUUCCAGGCUAACCCUAAUGAGCUGACUAACGGAGUGAUCAACACUGCCUUCAUGCUGCUCUUCAAAGACUCCAUCCGUCUGUUUGCUGCCUAUAAUGAGGGUGUUAUCAACCUGCUGGAGAAAUACUUUGAUAUGAAGAAAAACCAGUGUAAAGAUGCUCUGGACAUCUAUAAAAAGUUUCUGUACAGGAUGACCAAGCUGUCAGAGUUUCUUAAAGUGGCUGAGCAAGUUGGGAUUGAUCAGGGUGACAUCCCAGAUCUCACUCAGACGACUAGAGGAUCUUACCUUGCUCCCAGCAGUCUCCUGGAGGCUCUUGAGCAGCACCUGGCCUCUCUGGAGGGAAAGAAAACCAAGGAGCUCUCUGCCGACAACAGAGCCAACACUCUGUCCAAUGCGGUGUCGUCCCUGUCCAACACGGGCAUGUCCUUCUCCUUCUCAUCCAGCAGGAUGGACGAGAAGGAGAAACAACAGGCCCUGGAGGAGGAGCAAGCCCGUCUGCAAGCUCUCAAGAACCAGCGUCUUAAGGAGAUCGGCAUGCAGACCCCCUCUGCCUCUCCCAGCACACAGUCUAUGGGUAGUGCCAACAACCACACUGCGGGCAUGGACCUGUUCACCAACACCACAAGCCCACCCUCAACAAACAGCAUGCCAAACCUCAACAGUGACUUGUUUGACCUCCAGCCUGCCUUCGUUCCUGCUGUGCAGAGCACUCCUAUCUCCACCGCCAGCAGUGCCUGGGGAGGUCUAGAAAGCAGCACUCUUCAUCCCAUGGCUUCCAUGCCCACCAUGAAUGUAGAUUUUGAUGCUGUAUUUGGGACUAAAGCUUCCAAUAGUGAUGUGAAGCCAUCAGCUGGUUAUGAUGCGUUAGGAGACUUAUUGAAGCCUACGGUGACGGUUCACAGUCAGGUGCCGGUUAUGCCCCCUCAUACAGGCAGUAAACUGUUGGCCAAUGACCUGGACUCGUCCCUGGCCAACCUCGUAGGCAACCUGCAGUUUGGGGGAACACCAGGCAAAAAGUCUGAUAUGCAGUGGACUCAGCCUGGGGAGAAGAAGCUGACCGGUGGCACUAACUGGCAGUCAAAGACAAUGAGCAGCACCACUGCCUGGAGCCCCGCCCCCUUGCCACCUGCUGCCAUGCCACCUGCCGCCAUGCCCGUGCCACACAUGGCUCCUGCUCCCAUGGCGUUUCCCAUGACAACACCUCAAGUGCCUGUGUAUGGAAUGGUCCCUCCUCAGCUGGGACAGAUGGGAGGGGUUCCAGUAAUGACCCAACAGCCCAUGUUGUACAACCAGCCUGUUCUCAGACCCACUAACCCUUUCACCCCCAUCCCUGGAGCCCAGAUGCAGUUCAUGUAAGUAGCACUUAAGCAGAGCGCCAAACAAGACGGCUGAAAAGAACACCAAGCGAGUGAGAGGAGGAUCCGACUACCACCAAAUAAAAGGAGAUCAAGACAAAACGAAAGACCGUACAUAUGGAGAGGAAUGUGUUUGUGUCAAGAAUGCUUACCUCACUGUCUGAAACGGCUUACCCAACACACACCAGUUGAGAACGCAUACAGUGUGCCAUUUUUCAUCUCUUGAGGUUCAUUUCUUUCCUGGGGCACGGUGUCUACUGGCAGGUGCGAUGCAUCAUGGAAAUUGUGGAUUUUAUUGCAGAUAUUAAAUUACCAUGCACAGCGCACACUCUUAUCUUUUUUUUUUUUUUUUUACUUCAUAAUUAAUAUGAAUUAGAUCUAAAGUCCACACAGUGGACUUUUUCUGUUACUGUCAUCUUUUGCUCUGUUACAAAGAUGCCCGUGCUCAGUUCAGGAAAACUGAAUGUCAAAGUAAAUCCCCUGAGUGGUGCACCUUACUAGAUCAUAAACGUGUUUAAAUGGCUCAUUAACACAAUGCCCCGGCUUCUCAUUUCAGAACAAGGAAAGAAUUUGACUCCUAAUAUAAGGUGCUCUGCACCCCCAAGCACUUUGCACAUGCAUUUGUGUAACACAAUAUAUAGCAUUGAGCUGGUCUCUUAUAUCUACAAUAUUAGUAGUCUAAAGUUAACAAUUAACAUGUUACUGUUGGGUUUCCGUUUCAGACAUGAUGGUAAUUUUGCACAUACACCCACUGGUGUUACGUGAGCCACAUGAAGAGCCCCCUCUCACUGGCCUCCCACCUUGUUUUGUCACUCCAAGGACACUGAUAAACAUAUCUGCUCUAACUCUUCUGUGUUAACCAAACAUGUCAUGCAUUUACGACUACAUCUCACACUCUGAGCCCACUCCCACAUGUUCCCCCCCACACUGGGAGCGAGUGACCGGAAGCAUCGGAGAAGGGUACAGGGCAUGUGGCCCUAUUCAAAAAUUCGUUUUUAAUAAGGGUUUUGUUCAAUCCUUUUUUUUUUUUUUUGUUAAUCUUUUAUUUUCUAGAAAGCAUGUUAUAUAUAUAUUUUUAUUAUUUCAGAGAACGACAUGAAUCAUGGUCUGUUUUAUGUUGCCAAAUUGUGUACAUUUGUGAUUCGAGAAAUGCCAUAAGCUAGCUCUUGUACUCAGCGCCUGACAGGACGUGCGUAUCGGUGUUUGCCAACUUUGGAACCAAAAUCAAUAGCUAAAAUCUACUUUUAGUCUGUUUUCGUGCAGUUCCUCGCAAUACGGAGCACUGUUAACAGGGUAUCUUUAUUUUUGCUUGUGCAGCCAAAGCAUUUUCGGUCCUCCAGAAAUCCCUUUAACCCUUUCUAGAGCAGGUUUCCACUUCAGCCUUUACAUCAUCCCAUAAUUCCUGCUUCGUUUCUUCAUGCAAUAUUUAGUGAUAGCGUUUAGUAUUAUUUCUUCGUGGACUGAUGGAACGUCAGUUGAGAUAUGGUGUGGUUGCAAUUGUGCCAUAGUGAUUUAAAAAAAUUUUAAAUUUUACAUUUUAGAAUCUCUGCUCCAUGUGGUGUUCUAAAAUCACUGUAAACUGCAGCUUCAUGGAGCUUAUUGCAUUUUUAAAGUGCUCACUACACAUAGCUGGCAAGGUUUUGGAACUUAACACACAGCAACAAGCAUUUAAUAAUUUAUUGGUUGCAAAUAACAAUCCUUCCUCUAAGCAAUGUUUAGCAGAAUGGUUGCCAAGCAAUGCACCGACUCAGUGGUACAGUAAUACUGAUGUAAUGAGGUCACAGGUGUGUGUUUAUAGAGUGUUUCACAACAGCUUCAAACAUGAGCCAUUCAAGGAAUGGAGCUAUUUUGUAAGAGGUUUUUUCAGUGCCAUUAAAAAGUUAGUCCUCUUCACAUGUUAUAGAGUGGUUAUGACAUGUUUAUAGCAGUCAGUCUUGUGUAGAUCGUCAUCAGAAUGGUUUUAAGAAUGUAUAAAUAACAUACACGUCCUUUCACCAUUUACUUGCCCGCAGAUUAAAAUCCUGUUAUCGUUUACUCACCUUAAUGUUAUUCCAAACCUGUAUGCGUUUAUUUCUUCUGCUUAACAUAAAAGAAAAUAAAUUCUGAAGAAUGCUGAUAACCAAACCGUUUUGGUUCUCAAUGGCUUGCAUUGUGUUUUUUUCGUCCAUUGGAACCAAAACGGUUCAUAAAAAUCUUCUUUUGUGUUUCACAGAAGGUCAGUCAUACAUUUGGAGCUCCGUUCGAGUGAAUAAAUGACAGAAUUUUUCAGGUCUGAGUUUGACCUUCCAUCAGUUCAAGUGUGGUCUUUGCUUUUGUACGUUGCUGAAGACAUGCUGUGUGACCGCCUGCGCUUCCUUUUGUAGAAACAAUGUGCGUCGUGUUUCUCUGCUUGCUUAUUUUUGCGAGUGCGCGAGUCGGUUACUAAUUCCUUAUUGAGCGUCUCUUAACAAGCUUGUGAGUUUAUUCUCCUUUGAGCGCCGUCAGGUGGUCCAGCAGGUUCAGACUGAAUGCUUAUUACAUGCAGGCUCAAUGUUGAUGCUCAAGCUGGGUUUGCAAGGUAACGGGGCACUGAGGAGCGAUGCUGUUUAAUUAGGAUCUAUUCUAUUAUCCCGUCACCGAAGGCUUGGAGAGAGUGUGUGUGUGUGUGUGUGUGUGUGUGAGUGAGAAUAAAUCUAUGACUGAGCUUCAGGGAGGGCGAAAGAUCUCAAGAUGUACAAGGGUGCUAUCAUGAGCCUGGGUUUCCAUGGUAAUUUCAAGUUUCUAGUCCUUGGCACAGGUCGAUGAGCACAGCGUUUCCUUCUUUUAGUUAUAUUUUUAAUAUUAUUAAAAGCUCUGCAUGCAUUAGCAGCCCUGCCUGCGGUGAAGACCGUGUCUUAAGACGCAAGUUUUUGUGGCAGCCUGUGAGAGUAGUGCUUUCAGACAACCAACGGGUCGUGAAUGCUUUUUAGCUCUGACACACCAAAGGCUUUUUUUUUAAACUGCUGAGUUGAGGCGUUCAAGGAGCAAACUUUCGUUUUUAUUUAGAAUCCGUGAAACGUUCCCUGCGUUCUUGCUUUCGCAGCUCCCCCUUGUGGUUACUGUUUGUCAUCUUUCAUAUAAACAACCGCUAGUUAGUCUUCUGUUCGCUGUUUAUGGGGCGGUUGUGCGCACAAAGCAAAUGCCUGAGUGUAUUGGACUCACCGCUCUACAUUCAUCCUUAAUUUUAGAGCUGCCGGCCAGACUGAAGAGCAGCCAACUCCAGUGUACUUCUGAACUACUUAGCCUGAUUUUAUACGUCUCGGCUCGGCUCAUUAGCUGGCCUGGAAUACACGGCUCAGCAGCGGCCUUUCAGAAUCGAUGUGUCAGCGUGUGCCGCACGUCUCAGACCUCUACUGGGGACGCUUGGUGUUCAGGGUCCUUUUCACCUUCGUGCUGUCAUGGAGCCGUCUUGGCUUUAAUGAUUGUGUUUUUUAGGUGGGCUGUUUGUCUGCUACAUUCUUAUUAGCAUCUUUUUGCCUUUAUUUUCCUGUUACAGAGAUAUAUGCAGUAUAUUUAGAAAUAUGUAUUCGGUAGAAGCGCCAUAAACCCUGUGUAUCAGCCCAGGGGAGCAAUGCAGCAAUUUUUUUUUUUAACCAUUUAUCAUCAAAUGCCAAAAAAGGAGAACACAAAACUUCUGUUUAUGCUGAUUUCCCCAUUGUAUUUUUUUGUAAUUUAUUUAUGCAGACCAUGAGUUUAUUCAGCAUGGUGAAAAGCAGAAAUUGUGGGAUUGUGUUUAACUUUUUGUUUGUCUUUUCAUUUUGUCUACCUUUCAUUCACAUCAAUAAAGUACCUUUUUAUUCCUGA
Labeo rohita (rohu) is the source of this 6967-nucleotide messenger RNA. RefSeq names its product phosphatidylinositol-binding clathrin assembly protein. Gene Ontology annotation, cellular component: clathrin-coated pit; clathrin-coated vesicle; extrinsic component of presynaptic endocytic zone membrane. Gene Ontology annotation, molecular function: clathrin heavy chain binding; SNARE binding; 1-phosphatidylinositol binding. The record is from RefSeq and is a predicted model, not a curated record. Bases 1251 to 3146 code for a protein of 631 amino acids. Lineage: Eukaryota; Metazoa; Chordata; Actinopteri; Cypriniformes; Cyprinidae. The transcript is spliced from 20 exons. Gene Ontology annotation, biological process: clathrin-dependent endocytosis; clathrin coat assembly; synaptic vesicle budding from presynaptic endocytic zone membrane.